AAGUCGGUUCAUCAUUCAUGAAAAGUUUCUUUAGGCAUUUCCAAAAUUAUACGUUAGCAAGAAAAACAAAACUUAACCACCAAACAAAGCAUGGAAGUACUGACCAACACAUAAAUCGACAACGACAAAAGGGAGAUAACUAUACAAGGAUAAUGAUAGUGCGAGAUCCUUUCGAAAGACUUUUAUCUGGUUACAUAGAUAAGUUUUUCUUGCCAAGUCCAAUAUUUUGGAAAAAGAGAGGAAGGUAUAUUAUAAAACAUUUUAGACCCAAUUCGUCAGUAAAAGAACAAUCAUGUGGACACAAUGUUACGUUCUUGGAGUUUAUUCAGUACGUCGUCCAUGUUACAACUCGAGAAAAAAACAUGGAGGAACCACACUUUACGCCAAUGCACACACACUGUAAACCUUGUUUGAUCCAUUAUGAUUUCGUAUGGAAACUCGAGACAAUAAAAUGGGAUUUUAAACAUACCAUCAAACAUCUUCCGAAUAGAAAAGAACUCCAUAUCGAUGGUUUUGAUUUCCGAAUGGACAAAGAACAUUUAUCAUCCGAUGUUAUCUCUAGAAUUGCGUUUAUGUUCGAACGGAGAUAUGACAUUGAAAAGUGUAUAACAUUUUAUGAAGCUUGUCAAAGAACUUGGCGAGGAUUUCAAAUGAGAGGGGUAAUUGAUAAAAACCAUAAAUUCCCUCUUAUUUCACUUCCGGAAGAUUUCAAUGUUACGAUGUACAAAGACCUUGUUAUGAAAGCAUCAAAUUCGAUAAUAUCCAAGUCUAAAGUCAAAAGUCAGAAAAAAGAAGUUUUUCUAGAGUCGUACAGUCUUCUACCAGUUAAUCUUUUAGAACAGCUAGAAGGAGCAGUUACUAAGAUAGAUAGUGAAAUGUUCAACUAUAGAAAAAGUCUUAGGCUACUGUUGCAGGAAUACAAAAGAAAUAAUUUUAAACCAUAG
Molecule: messenger RNA, 944 nt
Organism: Mytilus trossulus (common blue mussel)
Lineage: Eukaryota; Metazoa; Mollusca; Bivalvia; Mytilida; Mytilidae
Product: carbohydrate sulfotransferase 8-like
Exons: 2
Coding region: 18-944 (308 amino acids)
Biological process (GO): carbohydrate biosynthetic process
Cellular component (GO): membrane
Molecular function (GO): sulfotransferase activity
Source: RefSeq, a predicted model, not a curated record